AUGUCGCAUCAGCAUCGGAACAUAUUAAAUGAAAGGACCAAAAAUGUUGUGCAGACGUUGAAUAAAGUUAUUCGCAUGACUGGACUCUGGGAAACACCUAAUCGUACAUUUUAUUGGAUGGCCCAGGUUGCCAAGAUUUGUUUCGUAACCACAAUUUUGACGCAAGCCAUAGCUCUCUUUAUGGCAAGAGAAGAUUCCAAGAUGCUCUUCCACUGCUUCAGUGUGCUUACAUUUUGCGGCAUGGGUUUUCUCAAAAUGCAAACUUUGCGGGCGAACCGGCAGCGCUGGCAAUUGCUUCUCUUACGACUAGACAAUCUAGAAGACGAAGAAUUGAAUAUCGAAGACAAAGAUAGCCGCAACUGCUUCGCAAGCUCUAUCCAGAUGUACACCAAGCGUUUCCAUACAAUCUAUACCUUGAUAUACAGGGUCUAUAACGCUACUUUGGUAAUAUUUGUUACGUCACCAUUCAUUGAGACUGGGUAUUGGUAUAUUAACAAUUUGGAACUGGAUGGGUACCCUCAUGUUCUGCCUGGAUGGAGUCCAUGGGAUCACCUCAGUAUAUAUUUGUAUCUUAUCACUAUAUUUGCAGAAAUUAUAUCUGCUAUAUAUUGCGUGGUAGUACAUAUUGCAUUUGAUUUGACAACGUUGGGUUUGAUGAUUUUUAUGAGCGGACAGUUUAAGAUGCUGCGUUGCUUUAGUGAAGGCAUCGGAGGCGAUAGUGCCGAGAUAACAUAUAGAUUUUCACAUGAACUGGAUGCCAGGGCGCAUUUUAGAAUCGUAAAUUGCCAUCGCACACUUUCUACACUUGACAGUUCUGUUGCCGAACUGGACAAACUUAUAAAGGACAUAUUAGGCAUUUAUUACUUGGUCGCUGUUCUGACGUUAUGCUCUGUCGCAUUGAGGUUGAGUCUGGAGACGAUGAGCGGCAUGCAAGCAAUAUCCCUCAUGCAGUACACAGGCGGGACCAUCAUACAACUUUUCCUCUUCUGUUACUUCGGAGACAUGGUGUUAAAUACGAGUUCAGUAGGCGUGGGGGAAGGUCCGUUCGUGUCAUCGUACUGGAAGUUGAGUGCCGGCAUGCGUCGCGAGGUGGCGCUGCUCGCAAUAGGAAUGGCGCACGUGCGCCGCCUUCGAGCCGGACCUUUCAACUCUCUUGACCUACCCUCCUUUAUACAGAUCAUGCGAACUGCUUACAGCUACUAUGCAGUUCUACGAAAGAAGAGCAAUUAG
This is a messenger RNA of Pectinophora gossypiella (pink bollworm), 1230 nucleotides long. Its product is annotated as odorant receptor 83a-like. The transcript has 5 exons. The coding region runs from base 1 to 1230 and encodes 409 amino acids. Gene Ontology annotation, biological process: sensory perception of smell; detection of chemical stimulus involved in sensory perception of smell. The record is from RefSeq and is a predicted model, not a curated record. Gene Ontology annotation, cellular component: plasma membrane. Gene Ontology annotation, molecular function: odorant binding; olfactory receptor activity. Lineage: Eukaryota; Metazoa; Arthropoda; Insecta; Lepidoptera; Gelechiidae.